Molecule: messenger RNA, 1550 nt
Organism: Ficedula albicollis (Collared flycatcher)
Lineage: Eukaryota; Metazoa; Chordata; Aves; Passeriformes; Muscicapidae
Product: protein CXorf40A-like
Exons: 2
Coding region: 146-616 (156 amino acids)
Source: RefSeq, a predicted model, not a curated record
CCUGGGGAGGCCGCACAUUUCCCUCCGCGCAGCUCCGCGGCUCCAGAGCUGGGAGGUUGUCACCGGCAUCGCUCGCUUGCGGAGAGUGAUUCCCGGGCGUCUGUGUGUUUGCAGAAAAUAAACGGCUUCUGUUGAGAGCAGCACGAUGAAAUUCGGUUGCCUUUCCUUCCGACAGCCCUACGCAGGGUUGCUUCUAAACCAAGUCAAAACAGUAGAGACUCGCUGGCGUCCUUUGCUAGCAGGCUACAAGAACUGCACCAUUGCUAUUCAUAUAGCUGUUAAGGACUGGGAAGAUGAAACAUGGAAAGAAAUUCUUCAGAAUAGGUUGGGCAUGGCACCGAAACAACUGCAAGAUUUGUUGGAUGACGGGGAAAAAUUUGGCAGAGGAGUUAUUGCAGGAUUAAUUGACGUUGGAGAAACAUCACUAUAUCCAGAAAACCUGCCUCCUGAAGAGAUUCUAGAGCUGGAAAACAAAGCUGUCCUCAGUAAUCUAGAACAGAAAUACUUGACUGUUGUUUCAAAUCCCAGGUGGCUCCUGGAACCAAUUCCUGCCAGAGGGAGAAAAGGGGUGUGGCAGGUGGACAUCCCUGAAGAACUGAUCCCUUCAGAAUUGUAGGUGUUGCCCCUUACUAAUAUUGUUCCUGCCUAAAUGCAGACUUGUAUUUAAGAUGCUGACUUGUGAAUUACAUCAGCAUCUUGUUAGGACUCUAUUCCAAAACUAUUUGAAAUGGCAAAUACAUUUGAAGAACUGCUCGUUUGAGGCAAAACAUACAAGACGUCUUUAUGACUAUUACAGGAAAUUACUGUUUUUCUAGACUUUUCCAGUAUAAACAACUAAGUAAAAGCCAUUUUUAAAAUGUAUAGUUAUGGAUUGUGUGUCUAUUUAAAUAUAAAUUAAAAUUAUUUUUGAUACCUGCAUCUCUGGUUAUAGGAAAAUGGUACUUAAAAGCUAGCUGCCACAAUGGGACAUCGGUUCCAGACCACGCCUUGUCCUAUCUUAAGGAUAGAUUCUUUUCAUUCACACCUCAGGCACUGUCAUGGGGUGACUUUGUCAUGUUGAAUUAUAUCCCCAUUCGUUUGUUUAGUCCAGAAACAAGUUUUGUACCUUUAACACUGGAUUUGAGAGUGAAGGGGGGAAGGAGAAAUGAUGGAAUGUGAGGUGGUUGUUUUCAAAACAUACAGAUAGGAGUGUCAUCACUUUGUCUCUGGACUGUGUCCCUGUGGUGGACAGCGGGAGAGAGCUCUCCUUUGCUUUUAGGUAGUUUUUGACUAACUGAAGCAGAGAAGUUCCCCAGACAGUUUUUUUUCCUUUUUCCUGGAAUUAUUUGAACCUGCUCUGGACUGGGGACCUAGGGGGAGCACCAGGAGCUUACACCUGUGGUCCACUGGGGCCUGGCCUGGGCAGUGGCAUUUUGCAGAGCCGGAGGGACAGACUGAGCCAAGCUACCACCAACAGGAGAGACGUUCUGAAUUUGUCGUCUCUUCAGAACAGUGAGAGGUUGUGUUGUUCGGUAUUGGGGUGGGUUUUUUUGUGCUUGGCAGUGUUUCGC